UGAAACUUCCGUCAGAAUUGGAAAGUCAUAAUUUGUCGAAAGUAGACCAUUAAUUUUUACGUUUGAAUUUUUAAUUCCCAUUUUUGGCCGUUGAGUUGAGUACAUCUAGUUCCACUGUUUUCUGGGAAUGUAUUGAUUCUAUUCCGGAUACCCGUUAGUGAAACUCAGAGAUCAAUUAUUUGGACGACCAAAUAUGCUGAAGGCAACUGGGCGUCAUGAUCAGGAAUCACAUCGGCGCUCCUACAGCAAAAUUUGGAAGUUGCCAAAAUAGGCCGUCACAAAGUCCCUAACGAGAAUGCACGUAUAUCUCAAAGAAGGAAAUCAGAGGCGUUUGGUAACCAAUGUCCAUCUUCAAGAGGGUUUUUGCCCCUGUAUUGGCAAUGGAGCCAUGAAAAAGAAAUCAUGUGCAGAUGUGUCAAGACUGGAGCCUGCCAUUUGGUUCAAGGUUCUUGUGCUAGAGUCAGUAUCAGUUGACUGUGGAAGAAAGAUAGUCAGCUGGUCAACUGGAAAUCACCCCGAAGAUGCAGACUUGCCAAGUCAUAGGAAAUUUUGCAUGGAAGGAGAGUGUUAUGAUUAUGAUGCAGACAUAGAUGAACUCUUUACGUUGGCUACAAAAGUCAUUUACCCAGCUGAUCAUGAAGAGAAUGGAGUCUCGCAGCCCUCAGAUGAAGAUUAUGAACAAUGCCUUUUACGAAUGCUUCACUGCUACAUCCUGCCUAAGAUAACCUUACACCAAGAUGACUUAGAUAAAGUCAUGAAUGCCAGAGAGAAGCAGGCUCUAAGCAUCCAGGAACUAGAUAGGAAGGUCAUUGAGAAAUGCAAACACAUUGAUGCUUGUGAGCUAAACAUGGAAGAUCUACGUACUCAGUUUCUACCAGACCUAGAAAAGUUUAUACACAGAGGAUGGUGCUCCAAAGAGUUUCUUGAAGUGCUCCUUGAGGACGUCAGCAAAGAAGAACCAAGACUGCGGCAGCUGAUUGACAAGGCUCAAGAUCAAGUGCAGCAUGCUAAAAGUAUGAAACCAUGUGCAGCAUCUACUGAACAGCUUAAGACAGCUAGACAACAGAGAGACAGAGAACAAGAAAAGCUUGAAGCCCUGCUUUUGACAAGAGAACUUAUUGUUAGUGUUACUCGUCAGGCUCAAAAUGAUGGAGGAGUCAUUGCAGGACAUCACUUACUAAAACAGUACUUGGAUCAAAGGAAGACACUUGCUAGUCUCAAACAAAGCCGCAACAGGCUUCUAGAACAGAAGAAUUGUGCACUGAGUGUAAGAGAAAUGUUGGAUUCUGCUAUGAAAGAGCUUAUUGACAAAGGCUACACUGAUGCAAAUGAUGCAAAUGCUUUAGGAUCUCGAGCAACAGAUGUCCUUGAAGGAGUAUGGAAGCCAGAAUGGCAAAGACUGGGUGAAAGAAUUGCUACUCUGGUGAACAAUGAGGAGCAUCCAGUUGGAAAUCACUUCCAAAUGUUUUGCCAAAGGAUCCAAACACUCUGUAAUGAGCUGCUUACCACUGGAAGAUUUAGCAGCUCUGAAGAAUUUACCCCUUCAUGUUCACCAUUUGGCCAGGCAUGUGCAGCUCUGACUGAGUAUGAAUCAUAUGGCCUAGAAGAUUUUGUGAUGGAGAAUCAUAAGUAUAAACUCCAAAUGUUACAAUCCAUAAUUAAGAAGGAGUUAGAAACUGCAACAGAAUUCUUGUCUGAGUUCUUUAACAACAAGGACAUGCAUUUUAAGAACAAAAUAAGGCUUUGCUAUGAGCAGUGUUUUUAUGAUAAAGAGCACAACUUUUUGGCCUGUGUCUAUGAAUUGGCUUAUCGUGAACAUGUGGACAAGCUGCGAGAGGAUGUGCAAAGGCUCAGAUUCCUCCCGAUAAAGUUCUUGAAUUUGCAAAUGAAAGAUGAGUGGUGGUUGGAGCUAUUUGAGCAACGCUCACUUCAGUCAAGUAUAAACUCGGGAAAUUAUAGUCCAUUUACAGAAGCAUUCAUGAAUGGCACACUUAUGGACCAGACAGACCAUGGUCUGAGUGGUUCUUAUGACAUGAUUGAUGAAUUGGAUGACUUGGUAGAUAAUGUGGCAGAAGCUCACAAUAGCAGGCACAUAGAAGAUAUGGAAUCAUUCAGAAGCUUAUUCAUCAGUGCCAUUCGUCAUCGCUCAAAAACCAUAGCUGUGGAUGAUGUUGAUAAACCUCGUGACCAGUCUAAUGCAGGGCCUCCAAAGUCCAGGAAUUCUGUUCAGGAUGCUAUUAGUUGUAGUGCCCCUACAAUGGUUCAAAUCAUUAGUUUAUGGAAGACAGCGCAGUGUGAGCAAAGUUAUGACUGUGUUGAUGAAAGCCUGCAGAUGAAGACACCUUUGAAUAGGACACUUUCCAAAAGUGAAAGUGAUCUUGGCAAAAAGGACAGUUCGGUUUCUGGAGAAACUUUUGAGGACCACUUUGGUCCUGCACUUCAAAAUAUCAAAGAUAUUUUCAAGGUUACAAGUCCAUUAAACAAACUGAAAUGCCUGACUUCAUCCCUUCGUAAAAUCACAAAUGCUGUUCAAGAGCUACGGAUGCAGAGUGGACAAGAUACCUUUACUGCAGCUGUGAAUGCGGAGGAUCUUUUGCCACUACUAGUCCUGAUGAUGCUCCAGAUGGAACCUUGGGAAGUAGCUGCCAUGUGGCCCCAACUGGCGUUCACAGAAGACCUAAUGGCACCCUUUUUGACAUCUGGAUGUCAUGGCUGGGCCUUGGUUGAAUUUCAGAUGGCUCAAAGGAUUUUAAAUGAGCUGUGUAAAGAAUUCUGAAGAUUGCUUUUUGAGGGCAUGUGAGUUUAUGAAAAAGGUCUUGAUGAUGUUUGAUUCAGCAUUAACUUCUCCCUUCUUUUCCUAAGGAAAUGGGAGAGAAUUUGAAAAGAGAAUGUAACAUUAUAUCAGAAGUCACACACUCAGGCUAUUUAUCCAAGCACCCCUUCAUGUACAUUUUAAAGCAUUUUGAAUAAUGGAUUAUUAUAAUUCACCUUUAUGUACUCCUAUAUUUCAUAGUUAAUUGUGAAAGAGAUUUGAGUUGGUAAGUGGCUUAAAUUUUUAUCAGCUGUGCCUUUGAAAAUAAUUACCAGAGGUAAAACAAAUUGUCUAAAUUAUUGAUCAUUGUUGAUAAAUUAUGACAGCAGUUAUGAAUUUGAAUGUAUGAAAAUCAUAUAUGUGUACAUGAAAUAAAUGAAAGUGAUCCUCGCAGUAAUGAACCCUACGUACUU
Messenger RNA from Stylophora pistillata, 3225 nucleotides. RefSeq lists its product as uncharacterized. NCBI's taxonomy places the organism in Eukaryota, Metazoa, Cnidaria, Anthozoa, Scleractinia, Pocilloporidae. The record is from RefSeq and is a predicted model, not a curated record.